AUGGCAUCUUUUAGUGGUUUAGGAAUUGGUUUGAGUUUUGUUUUUGGAUGUAUACUCAUGGGACUAGUAGCAGAGUUGUAUUACUUGUUAUGGGUAAAGAAAAGAAUCCCAAAGAGUGAAUCAGAGGAUGAAUACAGCAGCAGCAGCAGUUAUGGGACUGAACUUUUUCAUCUUUUAUGUUGGAAGAAGCCUAAUUCAGUAAACAAUGUAAGCAGUCAAGAACUAAACAGCACAUUGAGAAAUCCGGAAAUGAAUGGUCAAGAUCAAGAUUUGGAGUUAGGCAAUAGCAAAGAUUUGCUACUAAAAGGGUAUGGUGAAGAUAGUGUGGAGUCAGAAUUAAUGAGGUUACACAAUCUUUGUGGACCUCCAAGAUUUUUAUUCACAAUUAAAGAGGAAACAAAAGAAGAUUUGGAAUCUGAAGAUGGUAAAUCAAGAGGUGAUAGAAGUAGAACUUGUUCAAGAACUAGAAGUUUAAGUGACUUAAUUCUUACUCCUUUGUCUUCACCUCCUAUUAAAGGUCACAAUCUUGAUUCUUACAAUUGCCAAGGAUUCAAUCCUCUCUUUGAAUCUUCAACAGAAUCUGAACUAAACAGAUUAAGAUCUUCUCCCCCUCCAAAAUUUAAGUUCCUAAGAGAUGCUGAGGAGAAACUUAUAAGAAGAUUGAUUGAAGAAGCUGAGAAAAGGGGUCUUAAAAAUGAGGUUUCUUUUCAAGAUUCUGCAAUUAAUAAACCAUUUGCUAAUGAGGAGAAAGGGUCAUUUAUUUCUUUUCUUGGUAAGAGCAAAUUGAGGGAGCCACUUCAGCAAUUACAAGUUCACAAUUCUACUUCUGUAAAGGUAAUUCCAUUGGCUUCUUCACCUUCAACUUACAAGCCAGUUGAUAAUGAAUCUGAUAUGGUUUAA
Messenger RNA from Nicotiana tabacum (common tobacco), 900 nucleotides. RefSeq lists its product as uncharacterized. The record is from RefSeq and is a predicted model, not a curated record. NCBI's taxonomy places the organism in Eukaryota, Viridiplantae, Streptophyta, Magnoliopsida, Solanales, Solanaceae.